This is a messenger RNA of Papaver somniferum (opium poppy), 1835 nucleotides long. RefSeq names its product berberine bridge enzyme-like 8. The coding region runs from base 41 to 1642 and encodes 533 amino acids. The transcript has a single exon. Gene Ontology annotation, molecular function: oxidoreductase activity; FAD binding. The record is from RefSeq and is a predicted model, not a curated record. Lineage: Eukaryota; Viridiplantae; Streptophyta; Magnoliopsida; Ranunculales; Papaveraceae.
GAUUUCCUUCAUACUUGCAACAAAACUUGAACUAGCAAAUAUGAGAACCGCUUCAUCAAAAUCUUUCUUACUAUUGUUAGUUUCGAUUUCUUUAUCUUUCUCUAUCUUCUCGAAUGUGUUGGCAACAACGCAUGGCGAAUUCCUUACAUGCAUUUCCCUUCAUUCUAGUACUUCCAUCCCCAUUUACACACCGCAAAGUGUUAACUACUCAUCCAUCUUGCAAUCUACUAUCUCAUUGCUAAGAUUCAAUUCAUCCACCACUCCAAAACCCUUUCUUAUAUUAACACCUUUGGAAGAAUCGCAUGUUCAAACCGCUGUAAUUUGUUCUAGAAAGCAUGGAAUUCAGAUUAAAGUUCGAAGUGGAGGCCAUGAUUAUGAGGGACUUUCAUAUACAUCAGAUGUUCCAUUCAUUAUUAUUGAUUUGUUCAAUCUUCGAGAUAUCAAUGUGGAUACAAAGGGUAAAUCAGCAUGGGUUCAGUCUGGUGCAACCACAGGUGAACUCUACUACAAUAUUGCAAAGAAAAGCAACACUCUUGCCUUCCCAGCAGCGAUUUGCACGACUGUAGGUAUCGGUGGGCACAUUAGUGGAGGUGGAUACGGGUCCAUGUUAAGGAAAUAUGGAACUGCAGGUGAUAAUGUUAUUGACGCUCGAAUUGUGGAUGUUCAUGGUAGAAUACUCAACAGAAAAUCCAUGGGAGAAGGCUUGUUUUGGGCCAUUAGGGGAGGAGGUGGAGGUAGCUUCGGAAUUGUCCUUUCGUGGAAGUUAAGAUUAGUAUCUGUCCCACCUACGGUAACUGUAUUUUCAGUAGGUAAAACCUUGGCAGAGGGUGCAACUUCACUUGUUCACAAAUGGCAAGAUAUUGCACACAAACUUCCUCAAGAGCUUCUCAUAUUUCUCACGUUACGUGUAGUGAAUGCUACCACAAAAGAUGAAAAAACAGUCAGAGCAACAUUUAGGUCCCUGUUUCUUGGGGAUGCUAAGAAGCUGAAAAUUGUGAUGAAACAGACAUUUCCAGAGUUGGGCCUGGAAAGUAAAGAUUCUAUUGAAAUGAGUUGGAUUCAGUCUGUACUCUUUUUGGAUAACAUACCUACUAACAGUUCCAUUGAUAUUUUAGGGAGCAGGCCACAAGCGAAGGCAUACUAUAAGGGAAAAUCUGAUUAUGUGAAAGAACCUAUUUCCCAAACAGGUCUAGAAUUGAUAUGGGAAAGAUUGAUAAAUGAUGGGCAAACUGCUAUGGCUUUUAUGCCUUACGGUGGAAGGAUGAGUCAGAUUUCAGAAUCUGAAACCCCUUUCCCCCAUAGAAAUGGAAACUUGUUUAAGAUUUUAUAUGUAUCUUCGUGGAACGAAAAACAGGUUUCAACAUCCGAUAAGUACAUUAAUCAACUCAGAAAAAUGUAUAGAUUCAUGACUCCUUAUGUUUCCAAGUCUCCAAGAGAAGCAUAUGUCAAUUACAGAGAUCUUGAUAUAGGCGAAACCAGUAAAAAUGGCACAGCUAGUUAUUCACAAGCUAAGGUUUGGGGCACCAAGUACUUCAAGGGUAACUUCGACAGAUUAGUAGCAGUGAAGAGCAAAAUCGAUCCAGACAAUUUCUUCAGAAACGAACAAAGCAUACCAAGUAUUGCCUAUGUAUUAAAGAUUUAAUUAGUAACUUUUAUUCUGUUUAUGCAUUUGUGUGAGUUAAAAUAAUUUCCUUAGUUGCCCUGGUUUAGAAGGUGGAUCAGCUUAGCAGUUGAAACCCAGUCUUAGUUAGUGUGUCUAGUAGUAAUUAGGAUAGCGCCUAGCAUUCAUAUGUGUGUCAUUAGUAUUUUCUGUUAUAUUCAGUUUCAUUUUUCAA